CAUUCCGCACCAUCCGCACCACCCACAUCGUUAUCGCCAGUCGCCACCUUCGAGUACGUCUAGACGACGUGGGGUUGUGGUUUUAAGGUCCUGGAACAAAGCCCGGAGCAACCUAGACAGAUCCGCUGUCGUAACUACCGGUCCCUUUGAAUGCACUGCCGCUUUGACACGUACACCGCAAUCAAUCGCGCGAACCCCUCCUCCCGUCCCCCCGAAUCGGCUCCCGCAUCGGUCAUCACUAUAGCUUGAUUGCGCCUCUUGGAGAUGGCGGGCACGACGAACAACAACCAAUUCAACUCGCAUAUGUAUCUCUCGCCGAAUCAGCAGGACCUCUUGUUGGCCGCGCUCAACUCAAACAAUCCGAACAACCCAAACCCGAACAAUCCGUCCGCAAAACCCACCAACUACAAGCGCUCCGAUAGCGGUUCCCAGCAGCAGUUCCCACUCGACGGAAUGGAUCCCGCCUUCUUCACGUCGCCCCAACAGGGCAAUGUGUCCGACUUUGGUAACUUUGGGCUUGAGGAAAGCCCUUAUAUAGACUUUCUCGAUCCCGAUGCUCCUUUCGAUUUCGAUCCGAACGACACCAGCGAUCUUUUGAUCGGCAGUCUUCCCGGUGAUCAGCAGCAAUCCGCUGACGGAGAAACGGAGAAUCACAACAAGAGAAAGAGCCCGGAUGAAAACAAUGAAAAGAGUCCUGAUGAUGAAAACGAUGAAGAUGAGGAAGGAAGCGCCAAGCGCCGGGAAGGUGAUGACAAGGUUGCUAAGAAGCCCGGCCGGAAGCCGUUGACUUCAGAGCCAUCAACCAAACGCAAAGCUCAGAACCGGGCUGCACAGCGGGCAUUCCGAGAGCGCAAAGAGAAGCAUUUGAAGGAUCUGGAAACCAAGGUCACGGAACUGGAGAAGGCAUCGGACGCCGCCAACCAUGAGAACGGCCUUCUCCGUGCUCAAGUAGAGAGACUGCAGACAGAACUCCGCGAAUACCGAAAGCGUCUGUCGGCCAACAGCACGGGCGUCUCUCGAGCUCCGGCUGCGGCCACUGGAUACCCAUCUUUACUCACCCACACGUCUCCCGGAGCGAACAACUUUCAGUUUGAAUUCCCGCGCUUUGGAGCACUUCCUGGCUCGCAGAUAUUCCCCAACGGCGCAACGAAUGGCAACAAGGGCAGCCCAGCAUCAACAAUGUCGCCCACGGCGAAGACGCCCACCAGCAAUCUUGCCCAACAAAACAAUGCUGGGCGCGGCAUCAGCCCUAACACACAUGGAGUUCGCUCACCUACCGACAAGACCAGCCCAGCCCAGGACGGUACUGGCUUUUUCGGUCCGGUCGAUAAUGUCAACAAGGGCUCUUCCGCAAGGGGGAGCACCUCUAGCUCUACGGGCCAGUCUCGCGUUUUCCAGUUCAACAGCAACUCCGCGUCCACUAACGACUCCCCAUCCGUUUCUUCCUCGUCUCAUUACGGUUCAAAUUCAUCGUGCGGCACUUCGCCCGAGCCCAACCACUAUUCGCCUAGCACUGAGAAGGCAGUGGAUACCAAUGGAGAGAACUACACUUGUCACGCUACCACCGAAGGUGAGAUCACCUUCUGCGAGAAGUUGAACAUGGCCUGUGGCAACCCUCGCAACCCAGUCCCUCGUGCGAUGUCUCAAUCUGACGGCACCCCAGCUCCGUCAGCUGCAUUGACAAGCCCGAACAAUCACGACUUCGGGCUUGACUGGCUGGCUAAUCAAAACGACAACCAAUUCAACCCCACCCUGUUUGGUGACUACCGCGAAUCGCAAGCCGCAGUUGUCGGCGACGGGGACUUCACCGGAGGGUUCUUCAGCGAUGCGUUCCCGACGACCGAUUUUGGAAGCCCAUUCAACUUUGGCGAGAACACGCCGUCAGUGCAAAAGACGAACCCGUUGGACCUGGUCGAAAAGAUCCAGGACGGAGGCGAAGACGAGGUCGUCCCUGGCGAAGACCCGUCUCAAUUGCUCAGCUGCCAUAAGAUCUGGUACGUGACGUCAGCCUCUCGGAGAUUUGGCGAUUUGCUGACACCGACGUUUCACAGGGAUAAACUGCAAAGCCGACCGGAUUUCAAGGACGGCAGCAUCGACAUUGACGGGCUGUGCACGGAGCUCCGCGCCAAAGCACGGUGUUCGGAGAGCGGGGUUGUGGUUGACACCAAGGACGUCGAGGCGGCGCUCAAGAGGCUUCCGGAGCACCAGAACUGAUGUCGGAACGGGAGCACUUCCACGAUCAAUGUGUAUCAUAACGACUACUUCUGGGCAUUACAUCACCUUAUCGGCGCUUCGGCUUGCUCACGGCCGCUCCCCCUUUUUCGGCCUACCCGCUAGUGGUUUUUAU
This is a messenger RNA of Aplosporella prunicola CBS 121167, 2347 nucleotides long. RefSeq lists its product as uncharacterized. The transcript is spliced from 3 exons. Lineage: Eukaryota; Fungi; Ascomycota; Dothideomycetes; Botryosphaeriales; Aplosporellaceae. Bases 265 to 2214 code for a protein of 649 amino acids. Gene Ontology annotation, cellular component: RNA polymerase II transcription regulator complex. The record is from RefSeq and is a predicted model, not a curated record. Gene Ontology annotation, molecular function: transcription cis-regulatory region binding; DNA-binding transcription activator activity, RNA polymerase II-specific.